Pteropus alecto (black flying fox) is the source of this 1911-nucleotide messenger RNA. RefSeq names its product beta-galactosidase-1-like protein 2. Gene Ontology annotation, molecular function: beta-galactosidase activity. Gene Ontology annotation, cellular component: vacuole. Lineage: Eukaryota; Metazoa; Chordata; Mammalia; Chiroptera; Pteropodidae. The transcript is spliced from 20 exons. The coding region runs from base 1 to 1911 and encodes 636 amino acids. Gene Ontology annotation, biological process: carbohydrate metabolic process. The record is from RefSeq and is a predicted model, not a curated record.
AUGGCUCAACUUGAAGGAGGCCUCUCGCACAGGAUAAAUCAAACUCACCUGACUCCCACCAGCAUGAAAAACCGCCAUGUGGGUCUGAAAGUUGAGGGUUCAAACUUCACCCUAGAUGGCUUUCCUUUCCUGAUCAUAGCAGGUACUAUUCACUAUUUCCGGGUGCCCAGGGAGUACUGGAAGGACCGUCUCCUGAAGCUGAAAGCCUGUGGCUUCAACACUGUCACUAUGCAUGUUCCCUGGAGCCAUCAUGAGCCUCAAAGACACAAGUUUUAUUUUACUGGAGAUCUGGAUUUGAGGGCUUUUAUAUCUAUAGCUUCCAAUGAGGGGCUGUGGGUCAUUCUGUGUCCAGGUCCCUAUAUUGGCAGCGACUUAGACCUUGGAGGCCUGCCCAGUUGGUUACUCCAGGAUCCAAAAAUGAAGCUGAGAACAACUUACAAGGGCUUCACUAAAGCAGUGAAUCAAUAUUUUGAUCAAUUGAUUCCUAGGAUAGCACCAUUCCAGUAUGAAAAUUAUGGCCCCAUCAUUGCUGUGCAGGUCGAAAAUGAAUAUGGUUCAUAUCAUCUGGAUAAAAGAUACAUGUCAUAUGUUAAAAAGGCCCUGGUGAAAAGAGGGAUCAAGGCGAUGCUCAUGACUGCUGAUGAUGGACAAGAAAUAAUAAGAGGCUACUUGAAUAAGGUGAUUGCCACUGUCCAUAUGAAGAAUAUAAAGAAAGAAACUUAUAAAAACCUCUUUUCAAUUCAGGGUCUUAGCCCCAUAUUAAUGAUGGUAUAUACAACAAGCUCUUCGGAUAGUUGGGGCCAUAGCCACCAUACUUUGGAUUCGCAUGUGUUAAUGAAAAACGUGCAUGAAAUGUUCAACUUGAGGUUCUCCUUCAACUUCUACAUGUUCCAUGGUGGCACCAACUUUGGCUUCAUUGGUGGAGCUUCUUCUUUGAACAGUUAUCUCCCUGUGGUCACCAGCUAUGACUAUGGGGCACUGCUGACAGAAGAUGGAAGAUAUACACCUGAGUAUUUCACUUUUCAACAGUUUUUUAACUCUGUUAUAGAGGUUCCCAUGGCCCAGCAACCAGAUUAUAAACCUGUGGCUAAAUAUAAGUCAGUGAUAACAUCAUACUUCAUACCACUUUGGGACAUCAUGCCCUACCUGGAGCAGCCCAUUAUGUCUGCCAGGCCAAUCUGUAUGGAGAAGCUGUCUGUGAACCAAGGGAGUGGUCAGUCCUAUGGGUACAUACUUUAUGAGACUGUCAUCUUCAGUGGAGGCAUCCUCACCUCAAGGGGUCAUGUUCGAGAUCGGGGUCAGGUGUUUUUGGAUCAGCAAUAUAUAGGAGUCCUGGAUCGUUCCACGAAACAGCUGACCAUUCCCAGGGAAAAUGUAUCCAAGGAUUACCUGAAAUUGAGGAUCUUAGUGGAGAAUCAAGGCCGACUUGCCUAUGGGCAGGAUAUCAAUAAUGAGAGAAAAGGUUUAACUGGGGAUAUCUAUCUGAACAAGUCCCCAUUAAGAAGAUUUAAAAUAUAUAGUCUGGAGAUGAGCACUAAAUUCCUACAAUGGGACAUUCCUAACAUGUGGAAACCAGUCUUACUCCAAUUUCGGGGCCCUGCCUUCUUCCUCGGUAUCCUGAAAGUUGGUAAUUACCCCAAAGACACCUUUGUAAAGCUGGAGGGCUGGACAAAAGGAGUAAUAUUCAUCAAUGGAAAAAACCUGGGACGCUACUGGAAUAUAGGUCCCCAGGAAACCCUUUACCUUCCAGGACCCUGGCUUCAUCCUGGAUUAAAUAAAAUCAUCGUGUUCGAGGAAUUUAAAGCUGGCACAAUGAUCCAGUUCACAGAGAAAUCUCAUCUAGGUAGCAUUUUUUCCAGCUUCGUAAGCUCUUAUGACAGGUGCGAAUACUUCUGUGCCCAGGUUUUUUAA